AUGAUCCACAUGAUCCUUCAUUUUGUAUUGCAAAUAAAAGCAUUGGAUAGUGAAACAUUCUGCAUCGAUGCUCGAGGGUAUGGUAAUAUUGCUCGUUUCAUUAAUCAUCUCUGUGAGGCCAAUCUUACACCAGUAAAAGUUUUUAUCGACCAUCAAGAUUUAACUUUCCCAAGAAUUGCAUUCUUUGCAAAUCGGGAUAUUGAAGCUGAUGAAGAACUUGGGUUUGACUAUGGGGAGAAGUUCUGGAUUAUCAAGUACAAGCAUUUCACCUGCACUUGUUCGUCUGAUAAAUGUAAAUAUUCAAGCACCACUAUUCACACAACCCUGGAAAACUACAACAAGAGAAUACGAGAACUGCAUGAAGUGACGUAAAAAUAUGGCUACACAAGUAUAAAUAUUUUAACUAUAUUCACGAAUGUCUCACUUUCCACUGAAAAAUGAGACUGCUGUUGUAAGGAAUGUUGUUUAGGGUAUUUAACUAAAAUAGGGCAAUGUGUAAAGGAGACAAGUUGAGGUAAGGAUUAAGAUUUUGUGGUGUUAUAUAUUUUGAAAGUAUAAUUUGUUGCAUGCCAGUCAUAUGCUGAAAGAGUUGCUCAUCAAAGUUCAGUGUAUUGUCAUGUUCAGUUUCCAUAGUGUGCAGUAGCACCAAGUGGAAACAAAAAUGUAAAUAAACCCUAUACAGUAGAAAAUCACAUUUAUAGCAGUUACUCUCUACAAUUUUUUUAGUCUACAGAAAAGAGCACAAGUGUACAUAUCCACCUGGUAUAGUGAAAGGAAUGGUAGAUUGUAGUAUUUUGUGACUUAUAUGCCCAGGGGUGGGUCACUUUUAAAGUACAGUUUUGGAUAAUCUUCCCUAGUACAUGUGAGGUCAGAGGUCAAAAGUGGUAUACUCUGGUAUAAAUCUUUUGCUUUUUUAUUAAAAUUAGGCUCUUUAAUGGCUGUUGCUCUUAAAACUCUUGUUUUCUCCUAAUCUUUGUUUCUUAACAGUGUUUAUCACUUUGUCCUAAUCCAUGGCAUGAGAAUGUUGGAUAAACAGACAUUGGUGACAGUGGUGGUUUUCCAUGUAUGCAUGUUUACCUCUGGAAGUCUUGGGUUAAGAGGGAGGAUGAUUAAGUCUUCACCAAUCAUUGAGAUAACCCACACAGGCACAGGUUUUGUGUUUCUUGCAAAUGUAAUAUGUUUUUUUUUUUUUUUU
Cherax quadricarinatus is the source of this 1195-nucleotide messenger RNA. The record is from RefSeq and is a predicted model, not a curated record. NCBI's taxonomy places the organism in Eukaryota, Metazoa, Arthropoda, Malacostraca, Decapoda, Parastacidae.